Messenger RNA from Drosophila santomea, 548 nucleotides. RefSeq names its product dynein light chain roadblock-type 2 (gene robl). Lineage: Eukaryota; Metazoa; Arthropoda; Insecta; Diptera; Drosophilidae. The record is from RefSeq and is a predicted model, not a curated record. Gene Ontology annotation, biological process: microtubule-based movement. Gene Ontology annotation, molecular function: dynein intermediate chain binding. The transcript has 3 exons. Gene Ontology annotation, cellular component: centrosome; cytoplasmic dynein complex; cytoplasm. Bases 141 to 434 code for a protein of 97 amino acids.
UUAUGGUCUGUUAAAUUAACAUUGGACUAUGUGCCAUCACUGGCAGUCCAUCUCUAAUAUUGAACAAACAAAGUUUACUCUUCAUUAAACUGCAGAUAACGGUGGUUUCUGCCGUGUUUCCAACAAAAUUAUAAGAAAAAAUGUCGCAGGAAGUUGAGGAAACACUCAAGAGAAUCCAGAGCCACAAAGGUGUUGUGGGUACAAUUGUGGUCAACAAUGAAGGUAUUCCGGUAAAAUCCACGCUGGACAACACCACUACUGUUCAAUAUGCUGGACUUAUGAGUCAGCUGGCGGACAAGGCACGAAGUGUAGUGAGGGACUUGGAUCCUUCCAACGACAUGACAUUCCUGCGUGUGCGAUCCAAAAAGCACGAGAUCAUGGUGGCGCCCGACAAGGACUUCAUCCUGAUUGUCAUCCAAAACCCAACCGACUAAAUGGCCUGGGGUCGUCGGACCAGUUGCUGAAUUAACUGCACAUUUAUACAUAUAUAUAUAUUCAAAUUGUCAGCGGAUGAAAGGAAAGUUAAAUUAUAACGAAAUGAAAUUGUA